Molecule: messenger RNA, 532 nt
Organism: Symbiodinium sp. CCMP2456
Lineage: Eukaryota; Dinophyceae; Suessiales; Symbiodiniaceae
Source: the annotation of a GenBank genome assembly
GCCAAAGCAAAUGCCCAGGGAGGCUCCUACAUCCCAGCUGCUUGGUGUCUCCGCGCCUUUACCCGCGAAGGCCGCCGCCGGUGGAACACCAGCAUCGGCAUCUUCUGCAGCCGCCUCACAGGUCCCUGUGGUGGCCGCUGCCGCCAGUGCGCCACAGACACCUCGCACAGCCACGCCGGUAGCAUCGCCCCGGCUCUCUGCGGCACAAACGAGGCAAGGCGAGGGCCCUGGUUAUCCCGCAGCUGCCAUGUCCUCUGCAAGCACGGUGGGCUCGCAGCAAACAUUGCCCAAGCCGCCGUCACUUACGUUGGGAAGCCCCGCAGCCACCCCCGUGUCCGUCCAGCGCGAGCCCAGCAUUGCAACGAGUUCUGCACCUUCCCCGCGUACGGCACCCGCCAGCAGUUCCGCAUCCCCAGCCAAGGCGGCCGGCCUGAACAUCGGCAGCCGGGGAGGCGGCGUUCCUAUCGGUGGUGGCGUCCGAGUCGGCGGCGGCACGCCGAAACAGGCGGCAAGCGCAGCCAGUCCCUUCUGA